AUGGCAAGAUAACUUUCUUAGGAAGAAUAUAUAAAGAAGAAGGAAUUUUAGCUUUUUGGAAAGGAUCUAUGCCAACUGUAAUUAGAGCUGUUGCAAUAACCAUAUGAUAAUUAACUACAUAUGAUUAAUUGA
Molecule: messenger RNA, 132 nt
Organism: Paramecium sonneborni
Lineage: Eukaryota; Ciliophora; Oligohymenophorea; Peniculida; Parameciidae
Source: the annotation of a GenBank genome assembly